UAGCGCACAGGCACUGGAGGCUCCUUCCGGCUCGGCUGUGCUGCUCAGCGGGUGUAAACAGCCUCUGCGGUGUAAACAGCCGCAGCGGGCAGGCCGGGACUGUCAGCGCCCGCCCCCGGGGCAGGUAAUUUCACAUUUCCAAAAUGGGACAUAAAGUGGUUGUCUUCGACAUUUCUGUCCUCAGAGCCUUGUGGGAAACUCGCGUCAAGAAGCACAAGGCUUGGCAGAAGAAGGAGGCGGAAAGGCUUGAGAAGAGCGCCUUGGAGAAGAUAAAGGAGGAGUGGAACUUUGUGGCCGAAUGCAGGAGGAAGGGCAUCCCCCAGGCUGUGUACUGCAAGAAUGGCUUCAUAGACACCAACGUGCGGCUGCUGGACAAGAUCGAAAGGAACACUCUCACAAGGCAGAGUUCGCUUCCCAAGGACAGAGGCAAACGGAGCAGUGCGUUCGUGUUUGAACUUUCUGGGGAGCACUGGACGGAGCUCCCAGAUUCAUUGAAGGAGCAGACACACCUGAGAGAAUGGCACAUAAGCAAUACCCUGAUUCAAAUCAUUCCUACAUAUAUUGAGCUGUUUCGAGCCAUGAGAAUUCUGGAUCUGCCAAGAAACCAAAUCUCACAUCUUCCAGCAGAAAUUGGUUGUUUGAAGAACCUGAAAGAACUCAAUGUCAGUUUUAACCAUCUGAAGAGCAUUCCUCCAGAAUUGGGAGACUGUGAAAAUCUAGACAGACUGGAUUGUUCUGGAAAUCUAGAGUUAACAGAGCUGCCCUUUGAAUUAAGUAAUUUGAAGCAAGUUACAUUUGUAGAUAUCUCAGCAAACAAGUUUUCCAGCGUCCCGAUCUGUGUCCUGCGGAUGUCUAAUUUGCAGUGGUUGGAUAUCAGCAACAAUAACCUGACUGACCUGCCGCAAGAUAUAGACAGGCUAGAAGAGCUGCAGAGCUUUCUCUUAUAUAAAAACAAGUUGACCUACCUUCCCUACUCCAUGCUGAACCUGAAGAAGCUCACCCUGUUGGUCGUCAGUGGGGACCAUUUGGUGGAGCUCCCAACUGCCCUUUGUGACUCUUCCACACCUUUAAAAUUUGUAAGCCUUAUGGACAAUCCUAUUGAUAAUGCCCAAUGUCAAGAUGGCGAUGAAAUAAUGGAGAGUGAACGAGAUCGCCAACAUUUUGAUAAAGAAUUCAUGAAAGCCUAUAUUGAAGACCUUAAAGAAAGAGAAUCUGUUCCCAGCUAUACCACCAAAGUGUCUUUUAGCCUUCAACUUUAAUAUCCCUCAGAAGACUGCAAAUCUCACUCUUCUCUGGGGCUGUAAAUCUUUGUUACGGUCAUGUCAUACAGGAAGAAUGGUUUGUGCUUGAGGACACAGUCUAGAAACCACUAUCAUAGUUGCUAAGAAAAAUGGUUUUCAAAUGUCAAGUACAUGAAUACCUCCCUCUAUGGACUGGAGAAUUGAAAAAUUGGUUUAUAUAUUGAUAUUUCCAGGUUCAUUUGCAUACACUUAUUUCCAAGUAAUGCACAUUUAGUAUGUUUCAAAGUGUCUUAUUUUUAAGAAUUAUAACUGAAAGACCAAAUACUGAAGUUGAGUGCAUUGUUUUCAGGAAUCAAAAGAUAAAGGGGCCGGGCGUGGAGCCUCACACCUGUAAUUCCAGCACUUUAGGAGGCCAAGGUGGGCGGAUUACCAGAGGCCAGGAGUUGCAGACCAGCCGGGCCAACAUGGCAAAAUCCUGUCUCUACUAAAAAUAAAAAAAUUAGCCAGGCAUGGUGGCGUGCUCCUGUAUUCUCAGCUACUCAUGAGGCUGAGGCAGGAGGAUCUCUUGAACCUAGGAGGCGGAAGUUGCAGUAAGCCAAGAUUGUGCCACUGCACUCCAGCCUGGGUGACAGAGCCAGACUCCAUCUCAAAAAAAUAAAAGAUAAAGGGAUUGUGAAAAGAGCAUUUAUGUUGGACUAAUCAGAUGAGAGUUUGUUUUGUUAUUUCGAAAGAGUAAUUAUUUCUUUUACUGAGAAUAAUCUUCCUUGAGUUUAUAUAAACUGCUAUUUCCAUAUGUUUUAAGUUAUAUUUUGGCAAGUGUAGGCUCUCAGAAGAGACUUGUUAGGUGCAAGCUGGGCCUUGAAGGUAGAAAGAAAGGCUGGAAUGUCUGCAUGAGACGCUCAGAUGGUGCGUGGGGAGCUCUAGUUAAGGAAGUGUGGGGCUGGCUCCUCAUGGGGAUUCUUGAAUGGCCUGCAUGGAUGGCCAUCCUGACCUGAGUGGUCACCUUGGGGGUCGUGGGACACAUCUCAGUAAAGAGCAGAGGCAAUGCUCUCAGAGUCCCUCCCUCUAAGAUGGCCGCAUAGGGUAACGGAGAUGACCAGUCCGCCCUGAUAAGGAGUUCCUAGCAAGGCUUCCUUGUGGGUACCACAGGACGACUCUGCCCAUAGCAAAGAUGCUUCAGUGCGGAGGAAGCCAUGGGACUGUGUUUGAUUUGGCAAAGGUGAGAUUCAUUACAGGACUUUGGGCUCUUACAUAGCAUCACAUGAUUUGGAGAAAUUAUACACAAUCUCUUAUUUUUAUACCACUCUCCUGGGCUAAAAUGAACAGACUGUGGCUGAUGGUGUUGAAAACAAGCUUAAACAAACAACUUUGGCAGGUUACGGCGGCUCACACCCAUAAACCCAGCACUUUGGUAGGUCGAGGCGGGGGAUUGUUUGAGCCCAGGAGUUUAAGACCAGUGUGGGCAUUGUAGCAAAACCUCAUCUCCACAAAAAAUACAAAAACAUAGCCAGGUGUGGUGGCACCCGCCUGUGUUCCCAGCUACUCAGGAGGCUGAGGUGGGAAAAUCACCUGAGUCCAGGAGAUUGAGGCUGCAGUGAGCUGUGAUUGUGCCACUGCCCUCCAGCCUGGGUCACAGAGUGAGACCCUGUCUCAAAAACAAAACAAACAACAACAAUAAUAACAACUAAGAAAACCAAGCAGGUUUUAUGACUAAGAAGGAAAAUAUGCAUAUAGCGGCAUCUUUUUAUAUGAAUCCUCUCCUCUGGGGUCCAGCCCAGUACCAUCCAGUGGAGCUUUCUGCAGUGAUGGAAAUGUUCUGUACUUGGGUUGUGCAAGGUGGUAAACACCAGACACGUGGUUCUUGAGCACUUGAACCGUGACUGAUGUGACUGAAGAACCAGUCUUUCAAUUCAAUUCCAUUUAAACAGUCAGAUUGUUCCAUCAGGUCCAACCCAAGGCUGGAGUCACACCAGCCUCGGGCUGGACUUGAUGGGGAAUUCCCGUGAGAGAGUGCUCCAAACCGUCCCAAGGUGGGGCCAGUUGGCGAUUUUAAAGGAAGAAGCACUAAAUGGCAGGGUGAUCAGUCCAAAGCGUUUAAGAGGGGAACUUAGGUACAGUGUGGGCUGCAGUGUCCUCAUGGCGGGCAGUGAGACGAGGGAUGUUCUGCCUGGGCAUGUCCGUAGUGAGGGCGUUGGGUGACGGAGUUCACAUGAGGAUGUAAGGAAUUUGGGUGGGGGCCGGGCUGGCUUCUACAUGUUUAGCAGCACAGUUGAUCGUUCAGUGCUUCCAGCAACAACCUGAACACCUUUAUCAGUGCCUGGGAAUGUUCAAGGCCCGGGCUGGGGUUCAGAUCUGCAGAGGAAACCAUCAGCUGGCUGGGUCAAGGCACUGUGUGUUUCUUGGUCAGGAUAGAGACAAAAAUGAAAUCUAGCAGACCCUACACGCAUGUGGCUACCAUACCACAGAACAGGCCCAACCUGUUUUUUGAUUUUUGGAAGUUAAUUGGGGGUAAAAAUGAAGGGUGAUUUUUAUUUUCUUUGUCUGAAGAACCAGGCAUUUUUAAAAGGGUUAUUAUUGACACUCCAAUAUUUUGUCUUGAUGGGCUUAUUCCUAAGUCCAAACGUUUUAUCCUCAGCAUGUGUAAAACAGGCAGAAUGCUCUGAAACCCCAUGCUAGUGCUUCAGCCUGCCUCCGCUUAGAAGCAAAAGCUGAGAAGCAGGUUAAGAGGUGAAAAGAGUAGGAAAACGAGAAGUCACUGCCACUGAAUCUUAAACAGUUACGUUUCUUCUUCUUGGCACUAAAAAUACAAUUCAAGUUUAUUAGUUGUACUACGAAUGAUUUUGGAAUUUUAUUUCAUGCUAAGGUAUAUGUUACGUAUAGCUAAGUGGAAAAUAUAUCUGAAGAGGGGCUUUCACACAAAUAGACUGUGCAUAAUUUAUGUAAAUUUUAUUUUAAUAAAACCAGUUUUUUGUGUAAAAA
Molecule: messenger RNA, 4220 nt
Organism: Callithrix jacchus (white-tufted-ear marmoset)
Lineage: Eukaryota; Metazoa; Chordata; Mammalia; Primates; Cebidae
Gene: LRRC2
Product: leucine rich repeat containing 2
Cellular component (GO): cytoplasm
Molecular function (GO): protein binding
Source: RefSeq, a predicted model, not a curated record